This is a messenger RNA of Drosophila rhopaloa, 2824 nucleotides long. RefSeq names its product aminopeptidase Q. Gene Ontology annotation, biological process: peptide catabolic process; proteolysis. The transcript has 4 exons. Bases 78 to 2204 code for a protein of 708 amino acids. The record is from RefSeq and is a predicted model, not a curated record. Lineage: Eukaryota; Metazoa; Arthropoda; Insecta; Diptera; Drosophilidae. Gene Ontology annotation, molecular function: metalloaminopeptidase activity; zinc ion binding; peptide binding. Gene Ontology annotation, cellular component: cytoplasm.
UGUUUAAAAAUUUUAAAUUUUUACUAUUUUUUCGGCGUUUUGUCCAAAAGUCCUGAAAUCGAGUCUUUUAAUUCAGCAUGCCAAUAUGGUUAUCUAGUAUUAAUGAAGUCUACAAGAAAGAUAUUACUCUGUUGCGCAUUUUAGUCAUUUUGAUUGUAUUUCAAGUCGCAAGCUCCGUUAAAGUUCCGCUCUAUAAUGAGUCUCGUUUACCGACAACUAUCACGCCCUUUCACUACGACAUAAGGUUAAUAACUUACCUGGAUAGCCCGUCCAACCUGCGUUACCAUGGUUCCGUGAAUAUUUCCCUACAUGCUCAAAAAAAUACCAAUCAAUUGGUGCUCCAUGUGGCCAAUAUUUUUGUGGAAGCCCAGAAAAUAAGGCUGCAUGGCGAGGCGUCGGAUUAUCAGCUAAUGAAUGUCAUGUUCAAUAAAGAUCGGGCAAAUAUGGUCUUAACAUUCGACAAGUCCUUAAGGAUGGGAAAGUCCUAUAUACUAACUAUUGCAUUCGGUAGAUCAAUGUCGAAGGAAAAGAAGGAUGGUUACUUUGUACUUCACUAUGUGAAUGCAAGGACCUCGGAGAAAAUUUGGUACUCCGUCUCUCAUUUCGAUCGGAACUUGAUUAGGAAUACCAUGCCCAGUUUCGAUGAGCCCGCCUUAAGGGCCACCUUUAAUGUGACCAUGGGCCAUCACAGGCGAUUCCAAAGCUACAGCAACAUGAAUGUCCGUGCUGUGCUGCCCAACCAUGAACUACAGGACUACGUGUGGUCCGUGCAUGAGGUUACUCCCUUGAUGCCCACCCAUUUGCUGGCCUUAUCAGUGAACAACUUCACCUGUCGAUUCACCCAGGCGGCCAGUGCAUAUCCUGUCCGCUUUCGCACCUGCUCCAAAUCGGCUGAUGUGCGUGAGACCUCCUUUGCCGCCGAAGUGGCUCCCCAGCUGCUCACGUUCCUGGAUGAGCUGCUGCAGGUGCGCCUGCCGCUGGACAAGAUCGACCAGCUGGUGGUGGACAAUUUCCCCAGUUCCGCCGUGGAACAGCUCGGCCUGGUCGUCUACCGCAGCAAGGAGAUCCUUAAACGCGAGGAUGGCCCAAUGUCGAGGGCCAAAAUGCAGGCGCUCCUGCUGAUUGCUCACGAAAUGGCCCACAUGUGGUUCGGCAAUCUGAUGGGCAUCGACUGGUGGUCGGAUCUCUGGCUGAAGGAGGGUCUAACCGGCUACUUUGAGGCCCUCGCCGUGGAUCAUUUGCAGCCGGGAAUGGGUCGUCGAUUGCUUCUGCGCCAUCGCGAAAUGGCCUUCAUGUACGAAUCGCAGGUGGCCGGCAUGUCCUUGGUGCCCCUCUUCCCGCCCGCCAGUCCAGAGUCGGAGGAGCACCUCUACCAGAAGGCCACCUCGCUGAUGGGCAUGGUGAACGGCUUCCUGGGCAACGCCACUUUCUACGACGGACUCCAGCGGCACCUGUGGCAGAACUCCUUCGCCAGCAGUACCCCCGAUCUCUUCUGGCGAUCGCUGCAGUUGGCCAGUGAAAGGGAGUCUUUCGAGACCAAGAACUGGAACGUAAAGGGCAUUAUGGACACGUGGAUCAUGCAGAAGGGAUAUCCACUGGUCACAGUUAUCAGAAAGGGGAGUAAGGUAGUCCUGGUCCAAAGCCACGCCCUCAAUGGAAGCAGGACUGAGCUCUGGUGGAUUCCCCUGACUUACUUCAUCCAAAACGAGGCCUCCUCCAGAGACCUCAGGCCGAGGGCCUGGCUCAGUGCACAAAAUCAAAGCGUACAACUGGAGGAGGAUGUGCCCCAAGACCAUUGGAUCCUUCUCAAUCUCCGGGCCGUUGGCUACUACAGGGUCAACUAUGACGAACUCACCUGGCAGCUAUUGGCAACCACGCUUUUCGAUGACUUCCGCAGCAUUCACGUCCUUAACAGAGCCCAAAUCGUCAGCGAUAUAUUUUUCCUGUGGAACCACGAGCUAAUCAGCUGGAGCACCGCCUUAAAUGUCCUUAAGUAUAUAGUCGAUGAGGACGAGUAUGAGCCCCUGAUGGCGUUCGUUGUGGGCGUGACACAUGGCAUUUGGGGCGUCUCCCCGGAAAGUUCCUUUAACAUUGCGAAAUGGCUGGGUAUUGCUGGCAGAUGGUAUGCUGAGUUCAUCAGUUACACGUUCGACAAAUUUGUGCUCAAGGAUGUGAAUCUGAAUAGCCUCGACUACCCGGACUAACCGCCAUUCAAGAGCCACAAAUUAAUGGGCCAGACCAGAUCCACACCCAUUUCCCCAAUCAGACUACUUCUUCGGUGGAUGGCGAAAUGAAACCGCCAUCAAUGAACCGCAAUUGUAUUUGUUUGCAAAUAACUGAGCGUUAUCUGAGACUAUUUAUCUUUAUCUGCAACAACAGCAGAAGCAGCUCCGCAGAAUGCCAAAGGACUCGGGAAGGAGCAGCCACUGGUAACUGGGGCUCCACUUACAACACGGCCAGUGCCAAGGCGCCAACUGAAAUAAUGAUGCAGGCGAAAUAACAAUAAAGGCGGAGCCGCGAACUGUGGACUGAGAACUGGGCAGGAAUAAAGGACAGUAUCGAUGCUCCUUUCCGCAGUGGUAAAGACAAUGCCAGACCCCUAAUACUGCAGCAAUUUCCAUGGCGAUGCGAAUGCAAUGGACUCCUCCUGUUCACCAAAUCACUUCAACGACCGGAAGGUUAAAGUCUUCAGAUGGCUUUAAGGUCAAUGCAAAAUGCUAAGGAGAAACUUAGUCGUGAAAUUGUAAAGUAAUGUACCAUAAUUUAAAAACUUAUUUAGUAACAUUAUCCAAUUAUACAAAUAUUUAAAACUAAAGCAAAAUUG